CACUGCACCCAGGUCCGGACACGGAGGCUGAUGAAGGAGCUACAGGAGAUCAGGAGGUUAGGGGAUAACUUCAUCACGGUGGAGCUGGUGGAGGACAACCUGUAUGACUGGAACGUCAAGCUGCACCAAGUGGACAAGGACUCGGCGCUGUGGCAGGACAUGAAGGAGACCAGCACCGAGUUCAUACUGCUCAACGUCACCUUUCCCGAUAAUUUCCCAUUCUCGCCGCCGUUCAUGCGGGUCCUGACGCCCCGGUUGGAGAACGGCUACGUGCUGGACGGUGGGGCCAUAUGCAUGGAGCUGUUGACCCCCCGCGGAUGGUCCAGCGCCUACACGGUGGAGGCGGUCAUGAGGCAGUUUGCGGCCAGCCUCGUAAAAGGACAGGGCCGUAUAUGUAGGAAAGCAGGGAAGUCCAAGAAAGCUUUCAGCCGCAAGGAAGCCGAGGCCACCUUCAAGUCCCUGGUGAAGACCCACGAGAAGUACGGCUGGGUGUCUCCGCCCGUGUCCGACGGCUGA
This is a messenger RNA of Scomber scombrus (Atlantic mackerel), 516 nucleotides long. It is a transcript of the gene ube2ql1, whose product is annotated as ubiquitin-conjugating enzyme E2Q family-like 1. The record is from RefSeq and is a predicted model, not a curated record. The coding region runs from base 31 to 516 and encodes 161 amino acids. The transcript is spliced from 2 exons. NCBI's taxonomy places the organism in Eukaryota, Metazoa, Chordata, Actinopteri, Scombriformes, Scombridae.